AUGAAGAAUUAUGAUUUUUUCAGAGAUAAUUUACUUAAUUUAACUUUUCCAGGGAAAAGAAUUCGGGUAGAGAUAAAUAUGAAAAACAGUGAUCAUCCAGAAAUCCAAUUUGAAGCUGGAAAUCUUCAUGGUGGUUAUUAUCCAUGCUUAUGUGUUAAUCAAUUUACAGAUUUACCAAUUGUUUAUUCACAUGACAUCAUAUCAUUAGAAGAUAGAAGGAGAAAAGUUGUUAUUGGUCCUGCAGGCAGAACAGCAAAAGCAAUAGCUCCAUUUCAAAACCUUAGCAUUUCCAAACUUGAAUUGGAAAUAUCCAUUCGAGAAUUAAAUAAAAAUAUUGGAGUGAAAAGAACAAAAAAACAAUCUGAACAACUUCUGAAGCAAAAUCUUUCUGGUGUUUCACGAACUCCAGCUCUUUGCUUUGGCAAUGAGUUAAACACACUUGUUUUGUCAAAUCUACACAACUAUGAGGUCAGUCCUAUAGAGCCACUCCACGACUUUAAAGGUCAUAUAAAAAAUAUUUGGGAUGUUCUACCUGAAAUACUGAACUUUUCAGAAAAAAAAGUAUUCAACGAUUGCCUUAAACUGUGUUUUGGUGAAAAGGACAAUGUACGAGGGGCUGAUUAUAGGUUAUCUACAAUUGUUGUAUACAAUUCCUUAAAAGAGAUCUGUAGACCAAAUGUAAAACUAUUUUUGCAAAAUAUCAUGGAAUUAGUCAAAUCUGCAUAUUUACCAUCACAAAACAGGUCACCAAAGGCAAUCCUUCGAUUAUAUAACUUAGCAUUUCAACAUAUCCUUCUUUGCCGCUUAGUAAUCGGAAGUAAUCCUAAUAAAAUUACCAAGAACAAACUGUAUGGUAUAUACUAUCAUUCAAUCACAACACAUUUACCAGAAGUUGCACGCAUUAUUUCCCCAAGUUCACUGCAUACUGAAAAUGAAGAGCAGAUGUUCAGCAAAAUCAAGCAAAUUAGUUUAAAUACUUCUUCAAGAAAACUGGAAUCUAUACGUGAUAAUAGUAUCAUUCGAAUUCAAGCAGAAAAAAUAUUUUUAGAAGAUAUUAAUUAUAAUAAAUUGAGGCCAUGUACAAUUUCUAAAAUAACAAAGUUUAGCAAAGCAACAGAUCCAUCAGAACCUACAAAGUUUUCUAUUUAUGAAAAAGAAUUACAAUUCCAUCUUGAGAGAAUAAGUGAUUUUAUGCUGUGUGGUAGAGGAGUUUGGUGGCAUUUAGAAAAAAGCAACAUUGUUUUUCAUGAUGGAGAAAGUGAUCCCGAUUAUAUGGAUAUAGGUACCACAAGAAAUCUUUUUGGUUUUAUUACAGAGCACCGAGAGAAAGCGUUUGAAAGGAAGUUAACGCUUUCUUCCUUACCGUCUCAUUGGAUUCGACUGGAAUUAAAAACAGCGACGAAAAGGCGUCUCUUUGGAGAAAACAAAAGUCGUCAUCCACAACGUAUUGAAGACCCAUAA
This is a messenger RNA of Hydra vulgaris (swiftwater hydra), 1461 nucleotides long. The record is from RefSeq and is a predicted model, not a curated record. Lineage: Eukaryota; Metazoa; Cnidaria; Hydrozoa; Anthoathecata; Hydridae.